AUGGCGGAUAUGAUUCAGUCACUUGGUGUACUGAUCGGUGGAGGAAUCAUUUGGGUGAAACCAAAAUGGGUUUUGGUUGAUUUGAUAUGCACACUUGUUUUCUCUGCCUUUCCUCUUGCUGCGACUCUCCCAAUGCUCAAGAACAUAUUUUGGAUACUGAUGGAGCGUGCACCACGAGAGAUGGACAUAGAGAAGGUCGAGAGAAGGCUUAAGCGUAUCAAAGGAGUUAAGAUUGUUCAUGGUCUUCAUGUAUGGGAGAUAACAGUUGAGGGAGAAUUGUAUUGUCUUGCCAUGUCUUGUCCGAACCCGGUGCUAGUUCUGAAGAGAUCGUUUCUGAUGUUAGAAAUUUCUGUAGGAAAACCUGUGGGAUUUAUCAUGUAA
Brassica napus (rape) is the source of this 381-nucleotide messenger RNA. Its product is annotated as metal tolerance protein B-like. Gene Ontology annotation, cellular component: vacuole; plasma membrane. The transcript has a single exon. Gene Ontology annotation, biological process: zinc ion transmembrane transport. Gene Ontology annotation, molecular function: zinc ion transmembrane transporter activity. NCBI's taxonomy places the organism in Eukaryota, Viridiplantae, Streptophyta, Magnoliopsida, Brassicales, Brassicaceae. The record is from RefSeq and is a predicted model, not a curated record. The coding region runs from base 1 to 381 and encodes 126 amino acids.